AUGCCCGACACAAAAUGUUGUUAUCGUUACCCCUGCUGCACACACGAAAAAAGAGGCUUAAAAAAGUUAAAGGACUUGCUUUUCUGGGGAGGUGUCUACAGGCAUUCAGAAUGGUCCAGCGUGACAUCCCGUCGGAGGCUGUCCUGCAAUACAGCCUCUAACGGAACUAGGUUGUGCCGAACCCCUGGUAAUAGAGUUGUUCGCCUUUAUACUAAGAAGGUUGGGAAAGCACCAAAAUCUGCAUGUGGUGUGUGCCCAGGCCAACUUCGCGGAGUUCGUGCUGUGAGACCUAAAGUUCUAACGAGCUUGUCUAAAACGAAAACACAUGUCAGCAGGGCCUAUGCUGGAUCCAUGUGUGCUAAAUGUGUCCGUGACAGGGUCAAGCGGGAUUUCCUUAUCGAGGGGCAGAAAAUCGUCGUGAAAAUGUUGAAGGCACAAGCACAGAGUCAGAAAGCUAAAUAA
Rhinolophus ferrumequinum (greater horseshoe bat) is the source of this 462-nucleotide messenger RNA. RefSeq names its product 60S ribosomal protein L34-like. The transcript is spliced from 2 exons. Gene Ontology annotation, biological process: translation. Gene Ontology annotation, molecular function: structural constituent of ribosome. The coding region runs from base 1 to 462 and encodes 153 amino acids. The record is from RefSeq and is a predicted model, not a curated record. Gene Ontology annotation, cellular component: ribosome. Lineage: Eukaryota; Metazoa; Chordata; Mammalia; Chiroptera; Rhinolophidae.